AUGCAUUCAGUUGAUGAGUUCUUGCAGACCACAUCUCGAUGGAUGAGACAGAGCAGUUCUGCCAAGGUGAUAAUCAUCUUGAUGGCGCUGCUAUCCCUGUUUUCAGGAGUGAUGCAGACGCUGGUGCUAAAGUGGCAGAACCGGAUGCGAGUUCUUUCGUGUACUCGAGACCCGGUGACAGGUCUGUCCACCUGUACCGAGAAGUAUUUCCAUCAGGCUUUCAUCCAGACCUUCGUGAUGUUCCUUGGAGAAUGUCUGGCGGUGCCGUUUAUCCUCCUUUCUAACAAGAGUUCCACCGGGACGCGUGACGAUUUUCGCACGGAGGUUUUAUCCAGAGAAGCCGAACAGAGUACCCGCCUCACAUCCCCCGACACCUCCCCAAAUCACCGUUCACAUCAACACGGGGACCGGGUGGCUUAUCGGGACAGGAUCUCUCACGGAAACACAGGGCGUCCACGGGGUCCGCAAUCGGCGAUGGAGAACGUGGAGCUGGUGGGUGGUCGGCAAUCGCCGUGGAAUCCGACGGUGGCGGAUUUGAAGCAGGAUUUUGUUCGCGGAUUUCCGUUAUCACAUUCUUUUUCGUUAGAUCCUGAAGACGUACGGUCGUUGGAUGCGCGUUCACUGGAGACGAGUGGGGGAGGUUUACGGACAGGUUUGCCGGCACGGCGUGAAGCUCCGUUGUGGUGGUGGAUGACUCCUGCGCCGUUGGAUUUCUGUGAAUGUGCGUUAGGUUGCAUAGCGGUGACAAUAACGUAUGCAUCAACGGUUCAGAUGUUGCAUAAUUUUAUGGUAAUUUGCAGUGCGGUCUUUACGAUCUUGAUUCUGAGGUACCCGCUGCGUGUGCACGAGUGGUUGGGAUCUUUGGUGGUGACGGUGGCGUUGAUAUUAUGUGGCAUCCCCGCAUUACGAAACCCAGAAGAGGCGACGGAGGUGCACAGCGAUUAUCAAUGGUUGGGUAUUUUGUUGGCUUUAGUGAGCACGUGUGUGCACUCGUUGCAAAAUAUUUGGGAAGAGGCAUUGUUCCGAAAGUGUGAUGUGGAUGCAACCGUGGCUAUUGGUUUGGAGGGUUUGACGGGUGCAAUUAUAUCGGGAGCGGCGCUGCCAGUAGUGCAGUGGACGGGUUACGAGCACACGCGUGAAGGUGCCCGCCAACUGAUCGAGUCCUCGCAAUUGCGUUGGGGUUGUGUGCUCUUCGGCAUCUCCUCCCUACUCAACAACCUCUGCGGCAUCGCCGUCACGCGCUGGGCCAACGGACUGCUGCGCUGCCUCUUUAUGUCACUCAGACCGCCCAUGGUCUGGCUCUGCGAAAUGUAUCUCAGUUGGAAUACAUUCGACUGGUACAACUUCGCCUCCAUGUUCGUACUCGCCGCCGGACUCUUCAUCUACAUGCUCCUCCCGCCCCUUGACCGAUUCGGUGGCGAUGCAUUCCUCACACCCGUCACCUUCGGCAUCCAAUCCUGGUGGCGCGAACAACCCACGGCUAACCCGCCGUUCGCGGAACUCUCCAACACCGAGCGACCCGAGACAGGACUCGUCAACCCCCAGUCACCAUACGUGCCCUACGAAGGCGACGAACGAGAUGGCAUCGCCUACGGAGGCCACGACGCCCACAAACCAACACCCAUGACCUCCACACCCGUCGUGUGA
This is a messenger RNA of Gregarina niphandrodes, 1647 nucleotides long. RefSeq names its product putative transmembrane protein. Bases 1 to 1647 code for a protein of 548 amino acids. The transcript has a single exon. Lineage: Eukaryota; Apicomplexa; Conoidasida; Eugregarinorida; Gregarinidae. The record is from RefSeq and is a predicted model, not a curated record. Gene Ontology annotation, cellular component: intracellular membrane-bounded organelle; membrane.